This is a messenger RNA of Photinus pyralis (common eastern firefly), 1135 nucleotides long. Its product is annotated as carboxypeptidase B-like. Gene Ontology annotation, molecular function: zinc ion binding; metallocarboxypeptidase activity. The coding region runs from base 135 to 1103 and encodes 322 amino acids. Lineage: Eukaryota; Metazoa; Arthropoda; Insecta; Coleoptera; Lampyridae. The record is from RefSeq and is a predicted model, not a curated record. Gene Ontology annotation, biological process: proteolysis. The transcript has 4 exons.
GGAAGGAUAUGUGAUGGAGUUGACUUGAAUCGAAACUUCAACUAUCAAUGGUCCCAACCUGGUGCGAGCAGUAGUGAAUGUUCUAAUUAUUUUGCUGGUAUUGCAAGGUAACACAGAGAAGUUAAAAAAAACCUAUGCAACUUUUACUUAGGUUACGGGUUCAGGAGACGCCGAACAAAAGCGGAGAAAUAAAAUUUGAUCAAUAUCUCGCUUAUCGAGACAUUCAACACUAUCUCAACGUACUUAAGACAAAGUACAACGAAAUUGUGGAAGUGAAAAAUUUUGGUAUGUCAGUCGAAAACAGACAUCUUACAUACAUUCAAAUUGGAAAUAAAACACGCCGGAACGGUCCCUUAAUAUUUAUAGAUGCUGGAAUCCAUGCAAGGGAAUGGAUUAGUCCUGCUCAGGCUUUGUACACCAUCAGUCAAUUGGUGGAAAAUCGAAAUAAUGCCGCAAUGAUAAAGGACGUGGAUUGGGUAAUUGUUCCUUUAGUAAACCCCGACGGAUAUGAAUAUUCGCGUAGGGUGGAUAGGUUUUGGAGGAAAAACCGCGCUAAGGGUCGAAUAUGUUACGGCGUGGAUUUAAAUCGUAACUUCGACUUUCAUUGGUUAGGUCAUGGAGGGAGUGAUAGUGAAUGUUCUAAUUUUUUCGCCGGAAUGCGUCCUUUUUCGGAGCCGGAAAGUUUUGCGUUGAGCAGACUAAUAAGGGAAAAUUCGAAACGUAUUAAGAUAUAUAUUAGUUUUCACGCAGCAGCACAAUCGAUUUUAUACCCGUGGGGUUAUACAAAGGAUCUACCUGAAAAUGGUAAAGAGCUGCACAAAUUGGCCACUAAAGUGUCGGAUGCGGUCCAUAAAGUAAACUUUACACAAUAUAAAAUUGGUAGCGCUGCAAACCUUCUAUACAUCGGUUCUGGUUCCAGUUUCGAUUGGACCUACGCUGUUGCGAAUGUAAAACUGUGCUACACAAUCGAGUUAAAAGGAGUAUCCGGGGGUAGAUUCAAACAUCGAUUUGAAAUAGCGGCCGAAGAUAUUUUGGAAGUUGUCUCAGAAAUGUUUGAAGGACUUAAAGAGUUACACCUUUAUGUGGAACGUAAGUUUAGUUAAAAGCGAAUAUGAAUUGUGCUAUGGGUUAUAUU